AUGAACGGCCGCUACUACUACUCGUCCCUCAACGCAACCCCCAAGACGACAACCAGCACCCUCACCCUCACCGACUCCAACAGCACGCGCAAGAGCCAAAACUCAACCCGCAAAAGCGCGGCGCCCUACCCCCCAACAACACCACCACACCGUCGCCCCCUCCCCUCUCUCAACCGCGAUCUCUCGACCCGCAACGUCUGCGUCAUCUUCGUCGUCCUCGCCUGGGCGACCGGCCUCGCCGCGCUCGGCGGCGGCCUCUGGGUGCUAUCGUCACACGCCUGGACCGAGAGCGCGCCGACCAUCAUCCAGCUGCCGGAAAUCGUCAAGCAGCUGGCGCCGCUAGCACUCAACCUGUGGCUGACGCUUCUGCUGGACGGGGUCGGCUACGUGCACGCGACGACGCUGAAGUGGGCGCUGGCGCGCGAAGGGCGGCUGGGCUUCAACAGCAACCUGCGGCUGUUCACGGCGGCGCGCAGCAGCGUGCCCAACGCGUGGUACGCGAACCUGUUGCUGUUCGUCGCCAUGGUCGUCGCGUAUUCGUCGUCGUCGCUCAUCCUCGUCAACUGGCAUGACGGAGAGAAUAAGACGCUCGAUGUGGACCGCCUGCGCCGCCUGUGGAGCGUCGAGAACGUGUCCGUCAGCGUCUCGAGCACGAGUACCGUGUGCCUCGGCGCCGCGCUGCUGGCCCAGGCCUUCGUCGCGACGUGCGCGCUCGUCUUCACGCACAACCCCACCUGGAGCUCCAGCCCCUUCGACGCCGUCAUCGCGUGCCAGCGGGAGACGGCGGCCGAGAGGAGCGUGCGGUACCAUCCGAACCGGUGCCUGCUCAGCGUCACUGACAAGACGCACGGGUCGGAGCCGGUGCGGCCGCGGGCGCGGCAGUCGUCGAGCUGGGCGGCGGCCCGCGAGGUGCGCGUCGUGGUGCUGAUGCUGUGGGGGCUGGCGGCGCUGACGCUGGUGGGCGCCGUGCCCGUGUCGCUGGUCGCGCGCAAGGACGGCGCGCCCGGUGUCAGCGUCGGCGGCGAGCUGGGCGUCGAGGCCGGUGGCAUGCUGCUCAAGACGCUCGUCUUCAGCCUGCUGCAGGCCGGCGUCACGCUGGCCCUGCACUGCGCAGAGCUGCUCGUCAACCUCGUCCGCGACGAGCGCGCCUGGCGCCGCGCCGCCUCCAAGAACGGCUACCGCCUCGAGAGCUACAACGCCGUCUGGAAAGCCGUCUCCAGCUGGCAGGCCUUCGUCCUCUUCCUAGCCAAGCCGGCCAUCCAUUGGGUUUUUGGUUUGGCUGUGACCGUCGAGGACCGCUGGGUGUACAUCAAGGGCACCCCCUUCUUUUACCUCGCUGGAGCCGUGGCCGCGUUGGCCGCCUACAUUACGGGCUUGAGCUUGUGGAGGCCAAAAGGUCCUCAGCCGGCGGCGUACGGCCAUAUACAGACAUUGGCGAACCUCAUCGACGAGUGGAGUCCGGUUCUGUAUUGGGGACACAAGGUCUCGGGACCGACUUGCCAUGCAGGGACAAGCUCGCGUCCUAUGGCUGAUAUUGAGAUGGACAAGCUCUAUGCGGGAGAAGUCUGA
This is a messenger RNA of Lasiodiplodia theobromae, 1569 nucleotides long. Its product is annotated as E3 ubiquitin-protein ligase upl4. The record is from RefSeq and is a predicted model, not a curated record. Bases 1 to 1569 code for a protein of 522 amino acids. The transcript has a single exon. Lineage: Eukaryota; Fungi; Ascomycota; Dothideomycetes; Botryosphaeriales; Botryosphaeriaceae.